AUGGGGCUGGCUUAUAACACCUACCUUAGCAGCAGUAAGAUCUAUGGCUGCAAGGCAUGCAAAGCCCAUCUUGCUAACCAUGAGGACAUUAUCAGUAGAAAUUUCCGUGGUCAGCAUGGCAAGGCCUAUCUCUUCCACAAUGUUGUCAAUAUCGAAACAGGCCCGCCGAACGAACGCAACAUGACUACUGGUCGACAUGUCGUCCGCGAUAUCACAUGUCGCCAAUGCAAGGAGACAGUUGGAUGGAAGUACGAUAAAGCAUACGAAUCAUCGGAGAAGUACAAGGAGGGCAAGUUCAUCCUCGAAGCUGAACUACUUUGCAAUGUUACUUGA
Molecule: messenger RNA, 333 nt
Organism: Fusarium sp. VM40
Lineage: Eukaryota; Fungi; Ascomycota; Sordariomycetes; Hypocreales; Nectriaceae
Source: the annotation of a GenBank genome assembly